This is a messenger RNA of Penicillium daleae, 348 nucleotides long. RefSeq lists its product as uncharacterized. Lineage: Eukaryota; Fungi; Ascomycota; Eurotiomycetes; Eurotiales; Aspergillaceae. The record is from RefSeq and is a predicted model, not a curated record. The transcript is spliced from 2 exons. The coding region runs from base 1 to 348 and encodes 115 amino acids.
AUGGCGGUCUCGCCUAUCAAGUCACCUACGAAAACCUCCGCCCUGCCACCAUUUACCGUCCCCCCUGGCUGGACCUCGAACCCAUCAAGUCCUCAUUAUCAGGAAGAGUGGAUAGGCGCCGACUCCGAAGGUCAAAUAAUUGCUCGAUCCUAUGGUCUCCAACCAGGACAGCCGGUUAUGGAGGAUAAUAACGGGUGGCACACAAUUUUCCUGUCUAGCAAUAAGUUCUAUCUUUGGGGGCGGAUGAACGACGAAGUCGAAGAAUUUGUGUCUCAAGAUAUCCGCGAGAUCGCUUCUUCGAUUUCCCAGUCGGGGCUUAGAGAGCUAGCCAGAAAGCCUCUUAUUUAA